This is a messenger RNA of Leptopilina boulardi, 2122 nucleotides long. RefSeq names its product ELKS/Rab6-interacting/CAST family member 1. Bases 293 to 1714 code for a protein of 473 amino acids. The record is from RefSeq and is a predicted model, not a curated record. NCBI's taxonomy places the organism in Eukaryota, Metazoa, Arthropoda, Insecta, Hymenoptera, Figitidae. The transcript is spliced from 7 exons.
GGAGCAUUGCGUGUGUUUCUAUUUAUAAAUUAAAAACAUAAGGUUUUAUAACUGCUGUUUUUAAUAUCAGAUUUUUAUUUACUUUUAAAUAAAAUAAUUAUAAACAAAUUCUUUCAAUUUUUUUAAAAUAAAUUUUUGUGUUCAAUUUUUUUUUUUAAACAAAACAAAAAAAUAAAAUAAAAAGUAAAUUAAAAUUUUAUUCGAUUACUUUCAAUAGUCAUUUGUUUUUGGUAAUACUUAAAAAUUGUCAAAUGUUGCUAAGAAGCGAUUAUAAACAAAUUUCUAUCAUUUUAUGUUGUGUAUAUUGAAUUCUGAAUAUUGUUUGUUUGUUUUUUUAUUCAGAAUGUCCGAAAUAACGAUAGCAUCAAAAAGCAAUACUGAAGUACAAUAUCUCAGCAAUAAGUGUCAUGAAGAUUUUACAUCUUCAUCACACAAAGCAGCGGUGAAAAAUGCAACUCAAUAUGUUAAACGAAGAUUACAAUAUUCUCAAUUGCCAGUAAGAUGUCAAAAAAGACCAAUUUAUCGACCAGCAAAAAAUUCCUACAAAUUACAAGGAUCAUCAAUUAUUCCAACAAUUAAUUUAAUCAAGACAAAUUCGACGAAAAAUUUAGCGGAUAAUUUGAAAUGUUCAUCAGGUUCACGAAUUCCAAUAACACCCCGAUGUAAAAGAAGUAUUUCUCUUGUCGAUCUAUCACCAGGUGUUAAUAAUCCAGAAUUUGGUGAUUUGAGAUCGGAAAGUAAUUCGAAUUCAACAAGACGAGAAGAAAUUGAAGAGCGUAAAGCGGCAGUUGAAAUGUUGGGUGUAGUUGAAAUUGGCAUGGAAUAUGGACAAACAAAAGAAAUGAAUUGUCAAUUAGAGGAAGAAAAUAAAGCCGCAAGUUUAGUGUGUCGUGUAUUACUUAUGAAUGCAUGGCGCAAAAGACGAGAAGAAGUUGUUCAACUUCAGACAAAUGUUGAACAAUUAAAUCAGCAAGUCGAUCAUCUUCAUAUUCAAAUUGUUGUUCUUCGUCGAUUACUUGAAACUGAAAAUGGUCGAAUUGGAAAAAUUACACAUGAAAUUAAUCAAACAAAAUUACAAUUAAAUGAAGUUAUUCAAGAGAAAGAGACUCUAAUAUUGGAAAAAGAAAAUCUCGAAAGAAAAGUUCAAUCCAUCCGGGAUUCGUCAGAACAGGAAAAAGUGGCUGCGGAAAACUUGAGGAAUCAAUUAUUUGGCUUGAAAAGUCAGUUGGAGGCACUAGACGGUCAAAUAACUCGAGACAGAGAAAAAAUAUUGAAAUUAAGAGAAGACAAGAAAAUUUUAACAGAAAAGAUUACUGCCAAUGAGGAACAGUUGAAAAACGAGAGAUUAAAGAACGAAGAAUUGAAACUCUUGGUCGCAUCCUCUGAUGAAAAGGCGCAAUUAUCUUUCAAAGAAUUGAAAAAAAAGGAAGAAGAAGCUGAAAAAUUGAAGGAACAAUUGAAACUCAGUAAAAAUGUAGCAACAGCUCUUGAAAAUAAACUUUCAGAUCGUGAGGCUGCAUUAAGAAAAGUUGAAACUGCAUUUAAUUCACAAAUAUUUGAAUUAAACGAAUUGAAAGAACGUCUAAUUCGUCAAUCUCAAGAAAUUGGAUGGAGUACUCGAGUUUUGCAAUUUGCCGGAAGUUUUGUUCGAGCUCCUCGAGCAAUUUUACGAUCAUUAUCGUUUUUCUCUAGUUCUGGAACAAAUAUACUUUGAAAACUUUUUGUAUCUUCUAAAAAGCUUUUGAUGAACAAUUCGCAGUCACUUAUAUAUAUUCCAAGGAGCGAUUCUCUGAACGAAUUUCUUUUUUUUUUCUUUUUUUUUGCACAAGGCAAAAAAGAAGUCUUGAACUGCUGUAUAGAAUGUGUUGGGGAGAAAGGGACAAAUAAUAAAAAGGGGAUUCAAUUGGCAGUGAAAACUAAAUUACCAAGCACGAAUCUUCAAUUAUUUUUAUACUACACUUGCAUAGUUUACAAGUGAUUUUUUUUUUUUUUUUUUAACAAAAAGAAAAAAAAUGUAUGUAUUAUUUUAAUGAUCUUUUUUUUUAAUUUCUGUAUUUUAUCAAAAGAAAAAGGGGGAAAAAAUUGGAUAAAGGAAUUUUUUUCUAGAAUAAAUAUAUAUACA